GAUUAGAGUGAUAAGAUUCAUUGACCAAGAGAAGCAAGAGUAAAGAAACACACCCAUCAUGGAAGAGAGUACCAAUUUGACCUGUCAUCUAACUGAUACACAGUACAAGGUACUGAUUGGGAUCAGAUCGAGCAUAGCAAUCAUCUCCUUCCUGGCCUGUCUCUUUGUCAUUGGUCACAUUGUCCUCUUUAAAAAGUAUCUCUUCAGAUACCAAAGGAUGAUACUGUAUCUUGACAUUGUGCUCAUCCUUUAUACAGUGAUUGAAGCUAUCAACUCAUUCAGCUACGAUCUAGCUGCUCACUUACUGACAUACUGCAAGAUAUUGGGAUUCCUUGAACUAUACAUCAGUCUAUCAGUGGUAGUUGCUAUAACGUGCUUCACUAUUGAUAUAUUCCUCAAAGUAUCAUGUCAAGUCAAUACUGACACAAAGCAUGAGGUUGUCUACAUACUUCUGAUGUUCCUAUCUCCAAUACUUGUCACUUGGAUACCAUUUUACACGCAAUCGUAUGGCUUUGCUGGUGCAUGGUGCUGGAUAAAAACAUUCCAAGAUAAAAGUUGUACCAGAGAUAGUACAGCAGUUGCUUUACAAUUUCUUUUAUACUAUAUACCACUAUUCAUCCUCUAUCCUAUUCUAUUUCUUCUCCUUCUCAUUACACUUUGUAGGCUAUACAGACAGAGAUAUAACUAUACUGCACAAGUUGAUCCACAUGCACCACAAAGAAGGACAGCUCUACGCAAGGAGAUAAAACUUCUCCUUCCAUAUCCAUUCAUAAUCCUUCUCACAAAACUGGUCCCACUCUUUACUCGUGUGUAUAGAAUAUAUGCUGCAGAUACAGAUACUCAGGGUGCUUUUGCAUUGUGGAUCGUUGAUGCUUUUUUCAUCUCCAUCACUGGAGCUGUCAUAGCAGUUUCAUUCUCGUUCAACCCAGGGGUGAGAGAGCAACUCAAGUGGGCUCAAAUCCGUGCAGCAUGCCGUGAGCUUAUUUGCUGGCACAGGCACAGAGUGAGGGAAUACACUGCUGCAGAAGUAGUGCGAUCUGAUAGCAGAAGCCUUUCAUUUACUCUAAGCGGAAGCAUUAAUACUGAGAAUGUCUCACCACUGCUGACAGAGUUUGAAAAUGAGGAAUUGUCCACUGCUUACAGGGAGUUGGAGGACUAAAAUAACUGCUAUUGUUUUUAGAACAUUACUGAAAUAUUCAAUGGUCCAAGUCUUGCAUAUGCAUGUAAAUAUUAUUGCUUGCAUUUUGUCAAAAACAUCCUGUACUGGAGACA
Molecule: messenger RNA, 1272 nt
Organism: Amphimedon queenslandica
Lineage: Eukaryota; Metazoa; Porifera; Demospongiae; Haplosclerida; Niphatidae
Exons: 1
Coding region: 59-1159 (366 amino acids)
Biological process (GO): adenylate cyclase-activating G protein-coupled receptor signaling pathway; cell surface receptor signaling pathway
Cellular component (GO): plasma membrane
Molecular function (GO): G protein-coupled receptor activity
Source: RefSeq, a predicted model, not a curated record